UUCCAGGCACUUCUCCGGCCACCCACCGCCUCCGCGCAACCACCAGCGCGACCCAUUUCCAUCCCCCACAAACACCCCCCGGACGUCGCAUCUCCUUGAAUGAGCACAUCUUUCUGAGGGUCCGUAGGCAACUCUAGAGGCGGCGCGAACGAGAAGACUGAGCCUCGCCAGUCUUCUCUCUGCGGCAGUCCCCCACCAUCAUGCCCUCCUUCUACCCCCGGCAUAACAUGCCACGGCUAUCUCCCCAGGAGUUCGUCCCUAGCUACCACUCUGCCUGUGGCGCGUCAUACCCACCGCAGCAGCCCGCGUACGCUGGCCCCACGAUCCGGCAGCAAGAUGAUGGUUACGACUUCGCAGACCGCUACGGCCAACUGGCCAUCGCCAUGCCUCCCAUGUACCCGCAGGCCGGCACCUACCUCAGCAGUGCGCCUCCCAGCCUUCCACCUGCGAGCUCCUUUUACGAUCCCAUGGGCGCAACCACCCUUCCACCCAUGCGCGCACAGUCCGGCCACGCGUUGGCAGAGGCGGCUAUGCAGCAGCAGCGCGUGCACGAGUACAACCAGCGAAUGAGUCAGCCCGCCAAGGAAGAGAAGCCUGUCGGCGGUGUGUCUGCAAAGCUGGAUUAUGACAUGGACGUCAUGACCGAUUUCGUGUGCGAGACAGCCCUACGACUCAUCACGCCCGGCCGCAUGAUGCCCUCGUCGUUCCGCAAAUGGGUACACCAGGUGCUUUGCGCCACACGGCUGCCCUCGGCAACCAUCCUGCUUAGCAUGUAUUACCUGUCCAGCAGGAUGCCUAUGCUAGCUCACGAGCCCAAGACCGACACUCAUCUGUUCCGUCUCCUCACCAUCGCGCUUGUGCUGGGCAGCAAAUUCUUGGACGACAACACCUUCAUCAACCGUUCGUGGUCAGAAGUUAGCGGUAUUCAGGUUCAUGAGCUGAAUGAGCUGGAGCUGGAGUGGCUCGUAGCCAUCAAGUUCAAGCUUCAUCGCGAUCCAUCCGAGCAACAUGGUUGGACAUCAUGGUCAGAGCACUGGAAGGAUUAUCAGAACAGUGCUGCCGCCCGCUCUGGUCGUAGCAACAAGCUCAGCCCUAUCGACACAUCGGUACAACGACGCUCACUCAACCCUAACAAGCCGCUUCCUCCUCUGCCGAUGCACCAGGCCUACACUCCACCGUACGACUAUGCGCCCAAGUCGGCACACUCUGCAUACAACCCUCCGACCUACUCGCAGUACGACCCAUGGCGGUCCGCUAGCGAACACUCUCCUGCGUCAGCACCUACCACGGGCCCUACCACCCCAGAGUACUAUGGCACAACGGGUACUUGGGCUCCAGCUGAGGGAUACUCGCGUCGCACCAUGUUCGGUUUCCCACCCUUGUCUCAGCCCGCCCCUGCGCAAGCGCUUCAGCAGCCGUCCAAUUAUGGCCCACCCGCCUACUCCACUCAGUACACACCGUCUGCAUGGAAUCAGCAUGGUCUCAGCUGCGGAUGUGCCUACUGCGUGCAGAGGCACCCGCCUUACUACAUGGCACCUGGUUAUGGCCCCCAGGCUGUUGCCGUCUAAUCGCCCGCCACCUGCCGGCCGCAUGUCAAAGCGACAUCGCCUUGCCACACUUUCCUGGAUACAUGUUCGGCAGCCCAUUUUAGCACUUCCUAUGUUCAAAAAGUUACUUUCAGUUUCGCGAAGUACCAUGGCUUACCGGCCCACCCAAUCCUGAUCACUGGAUACAUCUGGCUACUUCGAUUCCCUCAAGCCUAGACUACCGGACACUCUUAAGGUGACAUUGCCUUAUUCCUUCUGCUAUCUGCAAGCAUA
Alternaria rosae is the source of this 1820-nucleotide messenger RNA. RefSeq lists its product as uncharacterized. The record is from RefSeq and is a predicted model, not a curated record. The transcript has 2 exons. Gene Ontology annotation, cellular component: nucleus; cyclin-dependent protein kinase holoenzyme complex. Lineage: Eukaryota; Fungi; Ascomycota; Dothideomycetes; Pleosporales; Pleosporaceae. Bases 201 to 1568 code for a protein of 455 amino acids. Gene Ontology annotation, biological process: regulation of cyclin-dependent protein serine/threonine kinase activity. Gene Ontology annotation, molecular function: cyclin-dependent protein serine/threonine kinase regulator activity; protein kinase binding.